AUGCCUUUCUCAUCCGGGUCCACAACGCGAGCCUUCAGAGCUCGAUCUAUCCCUCUUUUGACCGCAUCGACCAUCUCCUUCGCUGUCUACACAUAUCACUCGCAAGUCAUACGCAACGAUGCGGAAACACCCCUGUCGUAUCCAACCAGAAAGCCAUUAUCACCUACAAUCCCAAUAAGCCCUUAUACUCCCCUUGGCUGGGGCUCGAAUCGGUAUAUGACCCUCGUACCCGAUUCCGCCGUCACUAUCCUUAAGAAACCUUCCCCGCUCCCACAUUUAGGAGCGACACCACUUAGAGAUUUGAUCAUCGCCGAGAAAUACGGAGCAUGCGUUGAUGCUCGAGGAGAUUGUUGGAUGUGGGGAGUAGGAUACGAUCCAUCAGGUCAACUUGGCAGAUCACUCCAGGGCAAACUGUAUUGUCUCAGUACGAACGGAAACCUAUACGUUGUCUCAUCCUCCAGAUCGUUUCAAGCACAUCGACUGGACCGAACAGAUCGAUCUUGGUAUUCUCGCUUUUGGCCUUUUGGCACCGAUCCAGGAGUGGAUUACGUUCAAUUGAAACCUCAAGGUGGUCUCAGACGAGGUGAAAGAUGGGAGAACCUCUCUGCCGGAACACAUCAUCUACUAGCAGUCACAAACAAAGGCAGAACAUUUUCAUUACCUAUUUCUCCCGCAGGUAACUCACAUCGUCAACUUGGUACUCGGCAAAUCAUUCACACACCUUUCCCAGUUCCCGCUUCUCUCUCUACCAGUGAAACACCACCCGACCUUCCACCAGAAGCCGAUCCUAGGUUUGCCACCACUUUGACCGAAAUCCCUUCUUUGACCGGAGUGAACAUAGCUCAAGUGGUGGCGUCAGAUCGAACAUCGUUCGUUCGUACAACUGGAGGACGUGUUCUGGGAUUCGGAGCUAAUGAACUGGGACAAGUCGGUUUGGGAUCAAAUGCGAUUGUGGACACGGUUCAGACACCAGUGGAAAUCGUACUUGCACGGAAUUAUCCAGGAGGAACGCAGGUGAAAUGUCUUGAUGUUUAUGCAGGUGGACAAACGACGUUUUUCGUGGUGGAGAGUACCAAGCCGGAAAAGGCACCUUUAAUCGACUUGCUAGCUUGUGGGAAUGGGAUUAGCGGUGCUUUAGGGAACGGAUUAUGGAGUUCAGCAGUGGGUCAACCGGUUAGAGUUAAGACAGUCAGCGGUUUACAAGAAUUUUCCGAGAAAGCCAACGCGUUCCUUCCUUUAGCAAUACAUUCUAUAUCCGUUUCAUCCUCUCCAUGGGCGCAUGCUGUAGCGGUGCUGGAUACUGUUAGUCAGGCGGAUGAGAAAGGCGUGAAAGCAGGUCGCUAUGGGAAAGAUGUCAUGGUAUGGGGUGGUAAUUCCGAUUAUCAACUAGGAAACGGUAAACGCUCUAGUCUCGCCAUACCCCAACAUCUUCCUCCAUUGAUUUCCUCCUCAGCAGAAAGAGAGGAUCUUUUAAGCACCCCUGAAUCAGAACUUAAUUCGGGAUCGCUCACGCAUAUGCCGCAUUUCAGAUUACAGCUUCAUCAAAGCAAAGCGGACGCAUAUGAUUUGGAAGGAAAGUUGAUCAAACGGAAGGUCAAAUGUGAAGAAACGGUGGUGGCAGGUUACAACGCCAGUGUGUUAUAUAACAAGAUCAUUGACUAG
Messenger RNA from Tremella mesenterica DSM 1558, 1662 nucleotides. RefSeq lists its product as uncharacterized. Gene Ontology annotation, cellular component: mitochondrial inner membrane. Gene Ontology annotation, biological process: mitochondrial respiratory chain complex III assembly. Bases 1 to 1662 code for a protein of 553 amino acids. The record is from RefSeq and is a predicted model, not a curated record. The transcript is spliced from 6 exons. NCBI's taxonomy places the organism in Eukaryota, Fungi, Basidiomycota, Tremellomycetes, Tremellales, Tremellaceae.